CUAGCGUGUAGACAAAUAUGGUCUCGUCAACCGCUUCUCGCGCACCCUAGAAGAGAACGGCAUUAACCAUAUAUACAAUUCGACUUUCAAAACGGCCAACCUUCUUGUGGAUAAGGCUCAUGCUACGCGUGCUCAAGCUUUGCUACGCUCUUGCUGAAAACCAAACACAGGCCUCGAUAUUGCCUUCCUUUCAGAGCCUCGGCGUAAUGGCUGUGACAUUUCUUGUCUCAUCAAUCCCCUUUCCAUCGCCCCAACUCGGUUUUCGGUACAACAAAACGGCUCUGACGAUGCGCCGCGCGUCAGCAUGAUAUGCACUCACGUCUGUUCACGUCCUUCCCGAUAUACAUCUUGGUUAUCGUCUGCUAAUUCUAUCCCCACUGUCCUUGCGCUACCCCUGAUAUAUUCCUACUCUGGCAGUGCCUCCUCAGCCUCACUGAUCUUCUGCACACACAUAUACAAUCUUCCACAUCUUUAUCGCGUUCUGUCACUCUCUUCCUUGCAUCACGUACACAUGUUCCACUUGUUCUUGGUUGACUCACGAUGCUCGCUCAUCAUUCGCCUUCACGCAAAACGGUCCUGUACAUAUCGGAUACCCGGUCCCUUGCGGCAACGACGUUCAUUCACUAUUUGCCUUAAGCUAUUCUACCUGCUACGACUUCCUCGUAUCUACUUUCCUCACGCAAUUUGCUCCGGCAAAAUACCACUCAUCCCUCUAUGUGUACCAUGUACCUUGCGCGUUGUAUUCUUAGUAUUUAGUACUGCUUGCCGGUGUAUCUGAUAUCACGGGCUUGUCGCUGGAUUCUCUGGUGUGAUGAAACCGGAAAACGCU
Molecule: messenger RNA, 829 nt
Organism: Laetiporus sulphureus 93-53
Lineage: Eukaryota; Fungi; Basidiomycota; Agaricomycetes; Polyporales; Laetiporaceae
Exons: 1
Coding region: 305-778 (157 amino acids)
Source: RefSeq, a predicted model, not a curated record